AGUGCUGAGCCGUUGCCUACUUGCCUUACUAAAGUUUCACGGUAGCGCGCGCACACAAACGAUUAUUAUAUUUCACCGUGCUCAAUUCUCUACUGCAUAGCUACCGUGUUUUCUUGCAGAGUUUACUUAAUCAUAAUUAAUUGUUUAUAGAAGAUCAAUCACAAAGUUCUGAAGAAGGAUGAGCAAGAGACCUGCGCCUGAUCCCGUGACAGUGUUGAGGGGUCAUCGUGCUUCGGUCACCGACAUCUCGUUCCAUAAUUCCAAGAACUUGUUGUUUACUGGUUCUGCGGAUGGUGAGUUGCGCAUUUGGGAUACCUUGCAACAUCGAACUGUUUCAUCAGCAUGGGUGCAUAGUGGGAAGCAUGGUAUCAUUUCUGUUAUGGCCUGUGAUUCAAGUGGGAACGACGACAAAGUUAUCAGCCAAGGAAGAGAUGGAACCAUAAAGUUGUGGGAUAUUGGAGAUGGGGGUUUGCCUAGGGCCCCUUCUUCCAUGAUAACAACAAACUCCUACCACUUUUGUAAACUUUCUGUGGUGAAGAAGCCUUCUAGUUUUGCCAAGCAAGUUGAUGAUGGAAAUAGCAAAGUUGACGAACCGGUCGGUGAUACCAGCAAUUUGGGGAGUCUCAGUGGCAUUCAAGGGAGUAGCAGCAGCAAUCCUGAAGAUGAUAAACUUAAUGGAGGUCAUGAAUAUGUUGCUAUAGCAGGGGAAGAGUCCUCUCAGGUGGAGAUUUGGGAUCUCAAUGCUGCAGUAAGGUUUGCACAGUUACCUCAUUCUAGUGUCUCCUCAAAUCAUGCUUCAAAAGCAAGAGGAAUGUGUAUGGCAGUUCAAGCAUUUGUACCAUCUCAAUCACAGGGUUUCUUGACUGUCUUGGCCGGCUAUGAAGAUGGAACCAUGGUAUGGUGGGAUUUGAGGAAUCCAAGGGUCCCUCUGACUUUGGUAAAGUAUCAUUCAGAACCAGUUCUAAGCUUAUGUGUUGAUGGAUCGUGCACUGGGGGAAUCUCUGGAGCCGCCGAUGACAAAAUCGUCAUAUUUGCUUUGGAUCAAUCAAUGGGCAUUUCUGUGGUUAAAAAAGAAAUAAGAUUGGAGCGGCCUGGCAUUGCCGGAAUAUCAAUUCGUGCAGAUAAAAAGAUUGCUGCCACAGCUGGCUGGGAUCACAGGGUCAGGGUAUAUAAUUAUCGGAAUGGAAAUGCUUUGGCCAUAUUGAAGUAUCAUCAUGCUAUGUGCAAUGCUGUCACUUUCUCAGCUAAUAAUAGACUGAUGGCAUCUUCAUCGGAAGAUACCAGUGUCGCCCUGUGGGAACUUUAUCCUCCAAGAACUGUUGUUUGAACUGUUGGAUAAUGGUUAUCCCCUGCUAAGGCGACCGCGAGAGUUCAUGGCCAGUCUAGGAGUAAAAGAUGAGCUAUUACUUUUCAUUAUAGGAAUGGUGUAUUAUUAUGCCGGAAGGAUAUAUGAUACAUGUAAUAUCUAAAGUUACUGUACAUAUGGGAGAGAAUGUAAUUUAAAGAAAUGAAUUUAUUGAAAACCAGUCUUCUAUACUC
This is a messenger RNA of Daucus carota subsp. sativus, 1539 nucleotides long. RefSeq names its product protein DECREASED SIZE EXCLUSION LIMIT 1. The record is from RefSeq and is a predicted model, not a curated record. The transcript has 14 exons. The coding region runs from base 179 to 1327 and encodes 382 amino acids. NCBI's taxonomy places the organism in Eukaryota, Viridiplantae, Streptophyta, Magnoliopsida, Apiales, Apiaceae. Gene Ontology annotation, molecular function: protein binding.